CAAGGUACACAAAUUACACAAAGUGUGUCCUCAUUAUUCUUCAAGUCUAAAUAUUUCAUCAGUUUGAUGGGCUUAAUUCUUCGAUUUAACAUUACAUGCAAUCUAUGCGAAUUACAAAAAAUACUUGGACAAAACAUAUUUUCCCCGAUUCUUUCACUUUCUCCAAAUCGACUCGAUCAUGCUUCCUACAUUUUACCAUUUUUUCCAUUUUCCCUAAACUUUCACCCGGACAUGGAGCGUGCCAAAAACCAACUGCACAAAAAUCAACUACAAAUCAAUUGCAUACCUUCCGUUUCCCUCUGGUAUUUCCGAGUCUCACAAUUUUUCGGAUUUUUCCCCCUUUCCAUAAACCCCUCCAAAAUUUCGGAACCAUAUAUUGAAAUAUUUUCCUUGUCCCCGAUUUUCCGUACUUUACCCUCAAUCUAUAUCCUAAUUUUAAUCGGGCUCGCAAUAUUUCCAUUCUUCGUAGUGGAAGCAGACAUUUCCCGAUUUGAAAUUUUUUCAAACUCUUUCCACUCCGUGGGACGAGAUUCUUUCCGCAUCAUAAAUUUUUUGGGGGUAACGUUCGGAAAUUUAUCGCCAAUGUUGGCAAGAGUCGAUGUGCUGUUUCAGCGCGGAAAAUUUGUCCAAUUUUGGCAUAAUUUUACUCAAAUGUGGGAUCAAUUUGAGUCCAGAGGAAUCACAAAUUCGGAAAGAUUGGAAAUUUAUUUAAGGAGAAGGCUUAUCGGUCACGUAAUUGUGAAUGGAUUUUGUGCCGUGUUAGCAAUUUUCGGUGCGAUCCGGUACGGCGGAUGGGAUGGAAAUUUCGAAAAUAUUUCGGUCACAAGUGUGCUACUUGUUGGCCUGGAUGUCGUGCAAAAUUUUACCGCUGUGGGGCAAGCAUUUGGGUUGACGCUGCUCAUAUUUUUCACUCAAGUUUAUAACCAUUGUUUGGACGGGAUAUUGGACAAAGUAGGAAAAUUAAAUGUUCCCGAAUUUGUGAACCUUUAUAAACUCCUGGACGACCAAGUGGUCGAAUUUAAUGACGUUUUUAAUCAGAAAAUAAUCCUGGAAGUUUUUUAUAACAUGGUUCUCCUCCUGUUUUUUGGAUAUUUUACGAUUCUGUUUUAUAAAAUGGGAGAAAUUAUGUAUGUCUUGUUUAACCUUUAUAAUGUGGUCGUGUUGUUCGUGUGGUUUUUCUGGUUGGGGAAAUUGUGUGGCGAUAUUACGGUGAAAAGUGGGCGGAUCGGGAAAUUUUUGAUGUAUCAGAGUUGCUUAAGGAGUGGAGAUUAUCAUGGAUUUGGGAAUUGUUGUGGUGGGGACAAGAUUAAAUUGUUGGCCGCAUCGAUACAAAAUGGUCCCUUGGUUGUGGAAUGCUGCUUGUUUGAAGUCAAUCUAAAAUUGCUGGUUUCGGUUGUUGCAACAGUUACAAUGUAUCUUAUCAUAAUUGUACAAUUUUUGUUGGUGGAUAUUUCGCAGUGAAUAAUGCAAGGAAAAAUAAAGUGUUUUAAAUUUCGAUUGAAGAUCUACAAUGAUACUUAAAGUAUCAUGCUUUACCCAAGUUAGACGAUUUUGAGUAAAAAAGAAUGGGGUCUCUUUAUGGAUAUAUGUAUAACUAAAUACGCAAAUUUUAAGCUGUCUUGCA
This is a messenger RNA of Folsomia candida, 1624 nucleotides long. RefSeq lists its product as uncharacterized. Gene Ontology annotation, cellular component: membrane. NCBI's taxonomy places the organism in Eukaryota, Metazoa, Arthropoda, Collembola, Entomobryomorpha, Isotomidae. The record is from RefSeq and is a predicted model, not a curated record. Gene Ontology annotation, biological process: sensory perception of taste. The coding region runs from base 67 to 1461 and encodes 464 amino acids. The transcript is spliced from 3 exons.